GACAAUUCGGUCUGUAAUCAUACGAGUGAUAACACUGAGGAUUCCCUGUGAAUGCGGCAAGGUGUACAUGGGAGAGACUGGAAGACCCAUGCAAGACAGAAUUAAGGAGCAUGAUCGAGACAUCCGACUCGCCCGUACCGAAACCUCCGCCGUUUCACAGCAUGCCCACAACACCGGACACAAGCCACUCUGGAACGAAGUUAAGUUUAUUGAUCGUGACCCUUAUUACUACACGCGCAGGGUCAAAAAGGCAAAGACUUCACCCUGACAACAUCAACAGGGAUAGUGGUAUAGAAAUUCUAGAAGCGUGGAUGCCCACGAUCAAAAAACACAACAACAGGAGAGCCGUGCGACAGCGGACCACCGAGGGAGCAAAUCACUGA
Messenger RNA from Pocillopora meandrina, 383 nucleotides. NCBI's taxonomy places the organism in Eukaryota, Metazoa, Cnidaria, Anthozoa, Scleractinia, Pocilloporidae. The record is from the annotation of a GenBank genome assembly.